This is a messenger RNA of Rhododendron vialii, 603 nucleotides long. Its product is annotated as S-protein homolog 1-like. The coding region runs from base 40 to 528 and encodes 162 amino acids. The transcript has a single exon. Lineage: Eukaryota; Viridiplantae; Streptophyta; Magnoliopsida; Ericales; Ericaceae. The record is from RefSeq and is a predicted model, not a curated record.
UUGGCCUUCAAACUCAAUGGUACAAAUAGCACCACCACAAUGAAAGCUCUCAACAGCUAUGUGGCCUGCCUUGUUUUAGCCUUGGCCAUAACUCACUGUCUUUUUGAACAUGCCACAACCCACUGUUGGAGUUGGACCAUUUAUCAGGGCAUCAGAUGGACUAUGGUCAUAAAAAAUGAGCUUUCAAACCACAAGAAGUUGUUCAUCCAUUGCCGGUCCGAUGACGAUGAUCUGGGCAAGAAUUGGCUCAAUCCCUGGGCCAAAAGAGAUUGGAGUUUUGCGAAAAGCAUUAUUUGGGGCCGGAAGACGCAUUUUUGGUGCUUGAUGCGCAAAGAUAGACAACAUCACGCUAGAUUCGACAUCUUCCGGGACGAUAAAAACUUUGAGGAUUCGCUCAUGGCCACGUGUCGCGGAUCUAGUUGCACUUGGAUUGUAAGAGAUCACGGCAUAUACUUGAGAGAUGGUCCUGGUAACAGGGAUGUGUACAAGCACUCCUGGAUAGAUGGAAAUGGUGGUGAUCAACUUUAAGAUUAUCGCGCGCCCUAAAUGAUUUGCAAACUUUUUUCGUGAAAAAUGAAAACCAAAACACAAUAUUUAAUUGUU